Messenger RNA from Asterias rubens (European starfish), 2200 nucleotides. Its product is annotated as bifunctional D-cysteine desulfhydrase/1-aminocyclopropane-1-carboxylate deaminase, mitochondrial-like. The record is from RefSeq and is a predicted model, not a curated record. The transcript has 9 exons. The coding region runs from base 121 to 1263 and encodes 380 amino acids. NCBI's taxonomy places the organism in Eukaryota, Metazoa, Echinodermata, Asteroidea, Forcipulatida, Asteriidae. Gene Ontology annotation, molecular function: D-cysteine desulfhydrase activity.
AUCGGGGAGCCAUCAGUUCGCGCGAGAGCAGUGAUCUCGCGAUUUAACGACUUGUCCACAAGUCUCUACUAUCUACUGCAUGAUGAGAGUUGACUUGAUCUUGGAAGGUAGACGUCCAAGAUGAGUGCCAAUAAACAGCGAUUAAAUGAGUCUUUAAUCAACUAUGACCCGCCUGAAUGGGUUAGCAAGCUGGAUAAUCUACCCAAACAUCAUGUACAGCUUGUCCAUCCAGACACCCCUAUUCAUCGAUGGUAUGUCCCAGGCGUUCCUGAAGAUUUUGAGUUGUAUAUUAAACGCGACGAUAUGACAGGCUCACAGCUUUCAGGAAAUAAGGUACGGAAACUGGAGUUCUUGCUCGCUGAUGCCAUCUCAAAAGGAUGUUCAACGAUCAUUACUUGUGGUGGUAUUCAAUCAAACCACAGCAGAGCUACAACCAUCUCAGGUCAUCAACUUGGACUCAAAACUCAUCUUCUUCUCAAGAGUACAGAACUGGACCCAGAGAAGGCAACUUGCAAAGGGAAUGUCUUAUUGGAUCGUCUUGUAGGAACCCACAUUCAUCUGAUUCCUGGAGAUGCAGUUUAUAAUGAAGACAUCCAUCAAAGGAUGGAAAACUUCAAGAAGAAAAUUAGUGAAGAGAAAGGUGAGAAGGCAUAUUCCAUUCCAUGUGGAGGGACCAACUCAAUUGGACUCUUUGGCUACGUUCAAACAUUCCAAGAGCUCCUUAAACAGAAAGUCCCGGAUAAUUUCACAGACAUUGCUGUUGCAGUUGGUAGUGGAGGAACGAUUGGAGGACUAAGCAUGUCUAACUAUCUCAGCAACUCUCAUCUUAGAAUUCAUGGGAUGCUUGUUGGUGACACUGGGGAGUAUUUCCACUCUGAGAUAAACAAAGCCUUAGAUGGUUUGAACUGGAGUCAGAAACACCCUGGGGUACAGUCUCAAGAUAUGUGUGAGAUGUAUGAAGAGGCACAGGGGCGGGGUUAUGCACUCUCAUCACCAGAUGAAUUAGAGUUUAUUAGUGCUGUUGCCGAGGCAACAGGCAUCCUCCUCGAUCCUGUAUACACUGGGAAAGCAGCGUUUCACCUGAUCAAAAUGAUGAAAGAAAAACCAGAAUGCUUCAAGGGAAAGAAAGUUCUUUUCAUCCAUACAGGUGGAAUGUUUGCUUUGUUUGACGGACGGAUGGAUGACAUGGUCAGAAUGAAAGGUUCUCUCACAAACAGAAUCGAUGCAUGGAUUGACGUUGAUAAAGUUCCAGAAAUCAACUAAAACAAAUCGGUAUAUUAAGCCAAAGGCUCUAUAUUAAAAGAUAUAAAGAGAAAUAUAUACCUGAAAGGGAUUAUACUGAAGAAUUUGCUUUUAAAUAUGCAUCAUGUUUAGUAUUUUCAGAAAAUAUUUUAGAACAAAGGCUUUAGUUUUAGAAUAGGUUCUCUUACAAACAGAAAGGAUACAUAGAUUGACGUUGAUAAAGUUCCAGAUAAAGUUCUAGAAAUGCUGUUUGUAUGCCCAUGGCUCUUCACAUUAUAAUAUUAAAACAGAAAUAUAAAGGUGAAGGUACUGAAGAAGCUGCUUUUAAAUAUGCAUCAUUUCAGGGUGAUCCAAUUGGAUCCAAGUAAGAUUUUAUGUUUUCAGGUUUUCCUUUUGACAAGCAGAUUUUAUUCAUGCUUUUAUUGUAGUCAAGAAGUCAUGCAGACUUUAAAGAAAGACAUUUUUAUUGCCAAUUUAGUUUUGGUUGUCCAUAUCAGAAACAUAAAAUAUAAAUAAAUACAUAGUUUUCCCAAAGCGUUUCAUUUACAUGUACUGGUUUAUUUACACAUGCUACUUCCAUCAAACAAGUAUCUUAUUUCUACACAAAACUACUACAAGGUUUUGAAACUACUACAAAAUACUUCCAGAUAAAAAAUACACAUUUUUAGCCACCCUCACAUGCAGUAUACUUGUGGAGGUGUCAGGUAUAUCAAGAAAACAGAGGGUGAUAUUUAAGAUCGUUUGGGCAUGAUCUUAAGAGUUUCUUUUGAUUAAGUUGUAUCGGGUAAGAGUCGUUCCCGACAACAAGCUGAAAGUAGAAUCCAAGGAGAAUGUUUAAAUGAUGGCAUUAACACCUUUGUGUAACCUCUGGGGUUUAGAUUUCACAGAGCUUUUAGGAACAGUUUCCUCAGCUAGCUUUAGAGUAGAACACAAUUUCUUUGUAUGUGAAAAAAAAAAA